This is a messenger RNA of Colletes gigas, 12790 nucleotides long. RefSeq names its product nuclear factor 1 X-type (gene NfI). Gene Ontology annotation, cellular component: nucleus. The transcript is spliced from 12 exons. NCBI's taxonomy places the organism in Eukaryota, Metazoa, Arthropoda, Insecta, Hymenoptera, Colletidae. The record is from RefSeq and is a predicted model, not a curated record. Gene Ontology annotation, molecular function: DNA-binding transcription factor activity, RNA polymerase II-specific; RNA polymerase II cis-regulatory region sequence-specific DNA binding. Gene Ontology annotation, biological process: regulation of transcription by RNA polymerase II. Bases 2776 to 4644 code for a protein of 622 amino acids.
AGCCAGAAAAUUCGGUGAUCGAGGACUUUCCAGCGACUCGGUUCUUUUUCUUUUAUUCAGCGGCGAUUCGCUUCCAGUACGAAACUUGAUCGUGGUCGAGCGAAACGAGAGCGGUCCGUGACGAUGAUUAACGUGUUCAUGGUAGACCUUUGACACGAUAGAGAUUGCGUGUCGGAAAAGUAGCAAAUCCUUAGAAUGAUCUAGGGGGAACGGAAUUAAUACGCGACAACCUAUAACGCGGUAAUGGUACUUGUUGCUGAAAGUCUACAUCGAAAGCAUACCGCGAUAAUAUUCCUUUCGUGGGAUUAUACAUUGUAUAUCGAAAAACUAGCAAACACGAUUUAACUUUAAGAUCAGGAUUUGUAAGAAAAGGGUACCCACAACCUAUUAUGGUGCUUGUUGCGGAUCGUUUGGACGAGUCGGUUGUUGAGGAACUAUAGGACUGUGCAUUUGAAACAACGUGACGUAUAAAAGUUUGAUAGUGUUUGUUAAUACGAUUGGAUACGUGGACGAUGUAACUCGGAAUAGGAAUAGUAAGUGCAGGACAAGUACCAUUUGUGGACUCGUAAUAACGAAUAGAAAUUUUAAUUUAAACGCAACGAUUUUAACGCGAUUUUCGUUUCCCGCGGAGGGCGCGCAUUUUGAUUCAUUUUUCACGGGACGGGAGGAUAAAAAUCGUCGUGAAAACGUAGUCUCCGUCAACGCGACGCGAUAAACAAGUCGCGGGGUGCAGAAUCCGCGCCGAUUUAUCGUCGACAACUACGCACCAAAGCUCGCCUUGCAAAUAGAAGCUUCGCGCGACACGUGCGCUCGUUCGACGCCCUCCGAAACUCUUUAAACUUUACGAAUCCGUAUAAACGUCUAUAAUUUUCUCGAACGCUCUAACUUCGAAAGAUUUAAAUGAGAAUAACUAAAAAUAUAUCGAGUUUCGUAAUCUACCCCUAUACAAAGUUACAGUUAAAUCGGAGUCCGGAAGAUUUCGUACUCGGGUUGUUAACGAAGAAAAAGUUCCGGGCGUGGGUGUAAAUCCGAACGCAAACUUCCCAAUUUUCCGAAUUCAUCGUCAUCGAUUGCCAUGCGCUAGUUUAUCCGUCCUUGGGACGUCGAGAAGCAGGGAUAAAUCUUCUCUAGGGUCCCUCUAGCACGGCCAGAAGAAACUUCGAAACGUCGCUGUCAAUUUAAGCGCGAGAUUCGCAAUUUUUAGAAAUUUAUCGCCGUCGAUUGCCACGUAACGGGUUAUCUGAUUCUGGAACGUUGAAAUCCUGCACGGAAUCGCCCCGGAAAGUUCCCUUUGCUCGAAUAAUUUGCAUUCGCCGCAUUCUUUCCAGCACGUCAGAAAAUUCGCGAUCUUUCGAUCGAUGCGAGUCAAUUUUUGCGAACGAUUAAUUUACUUCUGCGAUCCGUUCGUCCUCAAAUAAAUGAUUUACACGCGUUUGCGAAGACCGCAGUGUAAUUUUCUAUCGAUUUGAAAGUUCGCACUUUUGCGUAUAUCCUCUUUGCCCCCGCGUCCUUGCUCCGGUCUUGGUCUUUUCCUUUUCCGCGAUGACGACGUCGCUUUAGUGCCUUUGAUUUUCGUUCGCGUCCGAAAAUAACGGCGUGUUGUAUGGAUACGCGUACCCACACGAGCCUACGUGCAAACCGAAGCGUUACGCACGCGACAAAGCGAGCGAACGCAAACGACUCGUCGCCAUUUUCGGCCUGAAAACCAUUUGCGAUCUCGGUGGUGCAUUUCUUCCUGACUCGUGCAUCUCCAUCAUAAAACCGUGUUUACUAGACUCGAUUAUUUGGAAACAGGGUGCAAUUGUACAGUUAUCAUUUGAAAUAUAAUAAUUAACCCUCGUCCAGCGGAUUCUGGGUCCAUUUGGACCCGUGGGAACAGUUCGUUUCAGUGUCGUGAAGUGCUAGUUUUUAUUUACCAGAGGAUGUACAAAUAUAUACUAAAGUACGAAUUCAAUUGGAAACCUUUUACUGGAGCUGGGAAUAAUAACAUUCAGAUUUGGAUUUAAAUGGACCCGCUAAGACGUUCGAGGGUUAAAAUACGAGUACGUGGAAACUCGUAAUCUUCUCUAUUCUGGCUAGAAUAGAAGAAUACUUGUGCACCGCUGGAAAGGCAUAAAACAAAUUUGUUUACACUGAGUUUCAGUUAAAGGGGUGGUGUUGUAGAACAAACGAAACUUUUUCGAAAGACGUUUUCCUUUCGCGAGCCACGAUCAAGUUUCUCAACGAAAUCGAUAAAUCGUCAAAUCGGGAUCCGUUUUCUCGCAACAGAAUCGACCGUUUAAGGAUCGGAAGCUAGGAUCCGAGCAGGACGCAAGGAGGGAGCCGAUAAAUUCAUCAGGAAAAGAGUCAACGGGAGAAAGCUGAGCGAAUCUGUACUCCGAGAGCCCGAAGAAAGAAUCGAGAAUCGAUAGAUCGAAGGGUCGGCGGAGAGUUUUGCGCGGGAAAGGCGAUAAAGGAGGAGAUCGAGCCGACUCGGGUCGGUUCGUCGGACUGAUCCAGGCGAAACAGAGGGGAGGGGAAUAGAGAGAGAGACUGUCGGUGGUGCAGAUGAGGCCACGAUCAAUCUGCGACAGGGUGGCGGAGGAGUAUUGCGACCCUGACGGUUGUUACUGCGAGAAUCGGUGCUUCUGACAGCCGGACGGCAGGAGGGACAGACAGACGGAUGAGUUCCAUCCAUUCAUUGAGGCCCUCCUACCAUUCGUGAAGUCUUUCUCGUACACGUGGUUCAACCUACAAGCUGCCAAGAGGCGUUACUACAAGAAGCACGAGAAGCGGAUGAGUCUCGAAGAGGAACGCCAGUGCAAGGAGGAACUCCAGAACGAGAAGCUGGAGGUGAAACAGAAAUGGGCCUCGCGGCUUCUAGGAAAAUUACGGAAAGAUAUCACGCAGGAGUACAGAGAGGACUUUGUACUGAGUAUCACGGGGAAGAGGCCAGCCAUGUGUGUCCUCAGUAAUCCUGAUCAGAAGGGUAAAAUGCGUCGGAUCGAUUGCCUGCGUCAAGCAGACAAGGUAUGGAGGCUGGACCUGGUAAUGGUGAUCCUCUUCAAGGCAAUUCCGUUGGAGUCGACGGACGGGGAACGGCUGGAGAAGACUGCGGAAUGCGCUCAGCCGGGCCUCUGCGUCAACCCCUAUCACAUCAACGUCUCCGUCCGGGAACUCGAUCUCUACCUCGCCAAUUUUAUCACCAGCCACGAGGUCCUAAACGGCAUCUGCAACGCGAGCAAGGAGGAGGAAAGGCGGCGAAAAGGUACAGGCUACCACGAACUAUAUAACGGUGUUGUCUGCAAUGACACGAUCCUUGCGACGGGUGUCUUCAGCUCCAAGGAGCUCUGGAUGCUUUCAAAAGCGUCCAUACUGCAUGACCUCAGCGACAUGCAGCCUCAAAUAAACGCGAUCAAAAUAGAGCACCCGCCGUACUACUGCAGCAGCUACACCCCUCCGUCCGCAGCCACGGCCGCGGAUCAUGCUCAGCCAGCGGCUAGCUUCAGCCCGCCGCCGGUGCACCAGCUCAUAAGGAACGACAAGACUGAAAAGCCCCCGACCGUUUCCGUUUCGAGCGCGCCAACCUUCUCGCCGGUCCUCAGGCCCGAGGACGGCCAUCGUGGAAUGGACUCUCCGCAUUCGCAAACGGGAUUGCACUCACCGCACGAAGGACUGGCCGGCGGUUCCGGUCAGAGUAUGUCCGGGCUCGCCUACUACCAGCCGGAGCACCCUGCCUCCGCGGGGGUGGUCAAGUACCCCGAGAACGGUCACGACACCCUCUCGGAUUUCGUGACAUUCGUCUGCCAGGAGGCCGAAAAUACUCAGCAACUGCCCCAGGCGCAGCUAGCUGGACCCCGCACUGGUAUACAAAAGUUCUCACAGUAUUAUCCGAGCUCGAUGCUACCGCCGCCGCCCCCAGCACCGAUGGCGAGGCCGGUGGCCAUAAUCAGGUCGACGGGCGAACUGACGGCCGCGAGCUCCAACUCGCCCCCCACGUCAUCGACCUCGCCGACGGACCCCUCGGAGCUAGCCUCGAACCAGGAACAAAUGGCGGCUGCGGUGGGCCUGGUGGGCUCCGGUUGCCAGACCUCCGUCGAUCCUGCCGGCAGGAAGAGCCCCGCCAGGAUCCUCGUCACAGCACCCCACACCAGCCGGGAGUACACCUUUGCUCACUUCCACUCCCAGCCUGGACAGCAAAUAUUCACGUAUCCCACCAUCGGCUCCAUGUCGGGAGUGAUCUCGCCGACGAACCUCUCCCUGUUUUCGUCCCCCGUGUCGGUAACGAGGCCGGUGGCCACCCAGAGAUCGGUCUCUAACGUGCCUCCGCGCUGGAACACCGCACCCUUCAUCAACCUGGAGGAUGACUACAACAUGAUCGCCCCGAUCAUCACUGGAACUGCCAGCGAACCACCAUCCGCCAUGGACGAAGAACGAUACUUCCACCCGGUGCAUACGAGCAGCGUGGUGGACAAAAGCGGCGGUAGCCUGAUGGGCGCCGAGCUGGGCGUGACGGGGGAUCCGACCUCCCACCAUCAUCAGUCCCAGCAGCCCCAGCAACAGCAGCAACAGCAGCAGCAGCAGCAACAACAACAGUCACAGCAGCAGCAGCAGCAGCAACAAGUGAUGCAAGACAAAAGCGGCCGACCAAAGUCUCCCCCGUGACACUGGAGGCUCAGACCGGAAAGUCUCGAGAAGCUCGCAUGUUCCACGGGGUCGUUACUCACCACCGCGUACGAUAAUAACCCUGAGCCGGAUGGGAAUCGCCAGGAUUCCUCGUGUCGUGUUCAGCUUCGCGACUUAAGCCCGCGGAGAAUCGAGUGCCUGAGAGUCUGAUCGUAGUGUAAGUCGACGCCGCUGGGGGAUCGAGAGACUUCCGGCGUAACGAACCAGUCUGCCGGUGGAGGGCCUCGACUGCUUCCUGGGCGAACACUGGUGCCGAUAAAUGGCGCGUCGGUCGAGCCUCGCCGUCGCGGGGCAAACUCUUCGACCCUCCGGGAACUUUUGCUUCGAACGGCUCCACGAACAAACAAAAAUUAUUGGUUUUCUCAAUUGUUACCUAACACAGUACGUUGCUUAUGGACACACCACUUUGCUUAUCUUGCCCAAUCAAAGGUUAACUAACCCUUCGUCAACGAUCGAUACCAUUUUUCUGCACGAAACAUUCUCUGCUUAACGGUUUAACUUUGACCCGGACGAUCGUUUUUGUACGUCCAUAACCAACGAAAAUGUUUACGCGUUCCCGCGGUAUCGUUUAUUGUCCGAGAAAUUAAAUCGAACGCAGACCUGGUCUGUUCGAAGGAUCAGUUCGUACCACGGAGGGUUAACCUUUCGGUCAAUUAAUUAUUACUGUGCUCGUCGAAGCGUCGACGCGAAGGUCCUCCGCCACCGGAAGCGUCCUUCUUCUCCCUCAGUGCGAUAUAUAAUUCGUAACUCUGUCUCUCUAUCUCUCUAUCUCUCUCUCUCUCUCUUUCUCUUAAGUGUCCUCGAAAGGACGUGAGUAAGGACCCCAAUUUUCGUCUCCGAUCGUCGCCGAUCGAUCCCGUCGACUGGACCAUAGACGAUUUAACAAACAAAAAAAAAACGGAACUCUUAGAGAAUCAUCGUUUCCCGCGAUUUUGAUAACGAUGUGUCCUAUUCUUCCUGCUUCGAAGCCCUUCGAGAAUAAUAAAGAAAAAAAAAAGAGCGUUUUUGUACAUACACGCGGCCCGUUCGUUGCAUCCGGAUUCGCGAGCGAGGUAUUUUGUAAAAUUUUAGAGGACUUUAGAAUAGCGAACGACGUACACAGAAACAAAACCACACACAGAGAGAACACGAAUCCGCGCACACUUCGGGAAAAGGUAUUAGCGAACAGAGAUUAAAAAAGAAAAAAAAAAAAACUAAAUAAAACGAGACGACAAGGAAAAAUUUCUAGUGCCAAUCGAGUAGCUUAUAAAUAUUAUAACGAAAUUAUAAUUUUCUAUUAUAUUUUUUUAUAAUAUUUAUGAAGGAACACACACGCUUGUUUAGACGCGACAGUGGGGAAGGUGUUUAGUCGGGACGCGACGGAAGCUUCUUCUCGGUGAUCGAGCGUUUAUACGAAAAGGAAAAAAAAUGAAAAUAUAAAAAAUAAAGAGAAAUGGUCGAGGGGAACCGAUCGACGAGUCGGUCAAAAGUCUAACCGGUCCAUGAACCACGGAUAACAAUAAUAAUUAUAAUUAUAAUAAUAAUAAUGGUUAAUAACUUUAUAAAAAAAAAAAUGUAUCGUUAUAAUCGCCUAAUGCUCAGGCUAGUGCUAACACUAGUGAACAGAGAAACAGAGAUGAAAAGACUAGUGUGGACUAGUCACCAGAGGCUGCUAGUUAGAAACAAAGUGAAUAUUUAAUAUUGAUUACUUGGUAAAAUUAAGCGGUUAAACUAAUUUACGGGAUACGUUAAUAUGUUGGGGGGGCGGCGCGUCAGGAGGACGACGAAGAUGGAAGCCGACAAAGCGGAAAUGGAGGAUGUGCAACGAAAACAGUGAACGAAUACACGGGACGCAAAGAGCAAUUCGAGAUAGUGAGAGAUUAUCUAUAGUUCUAUUAAUUAUUAGGAAUUUAGCGCGCGUCAUGGAUUAUCGCGCAGCAUCAAACUCGACGACAACGAACGAAGCUCCUAAUUAUUAUUGUCCAAAGUGCUUUCCGUCGACCGUGCGUUAAACAAGGGUGUCCGACGAUGAGAUACUAAUUUUGGGAUCGCACCCUUCGGCUGGCCGAUUAUCCAGAAAAUUCAAUAACCGAGUAUCGAAGCAAAUGCCGUGCUUCGAGGUUCCACACUCGAAAAUUCCCAUCUUUGAUAAUUAGCUUCGAAACGAUCCAAUAAAGAUGGCCGUUGAAAGUUCAACGCGGAACAAUUCGAUUCUAGUCAAAAUUGCUCGGAUCCGAGGGACGUACAAAUAUUUGGCAGUCGAAGGGUCCGGAAGCAAGCACGAAGGGCGACCUGUCCAGUUUGUAACUCCUAAGAUAUCCACUCUGGAGGAACCCCUAAUUAAAAUGCGCUUAAUGUACUCGCUAGACGGCCGGGUAGUUUCGAGGCGGUUCUUCUUGGGUUUGUAAAGUCACUUCCCCGUUUUUCUCUCUUCGAGUGAGAUUGAAAGGGUGUGGCAAUCUCUUACCCAUUAUCGAUAAACGCAUAAUACAAUGUUUGAAAAAGUUAAGGAAACAUAUGCUGCGAUUGUUCUCGUAAAAAAUUACACUCAAGUUUUAUCAAUUUACUUUUUUCGCGUUCUAAAAAUUUGAUAGAUCCUUCCAUUAAAAGUAGGCAAAGGGCAGCCGGAAAUGGAACUAAAGGGAAUGUAUUCGGAAUAAAUGGGAUAAUGGGGAGAAGGUUGGCACCCUGAUCGAUCGGUUCGUAGUGAUAGUACAAAGAUCGAGCGUAGCAAUAUCGGUAAUAGCAAUAACGAGCGUCGAUAAGGAUCGACGCGGUGAUACAACGUUACUAUUCCUAUAACAAUGCUUAUACCGCUAUUAACGCUAUACGAUGCAACGAUAAUACCGCUGCAACUAUUGUGAAUACUACGAGGAGACUACUACUAUUCUUAUCUACUACUGUACCACAAUUACCACCACCACCAGCGCCAUCGACGUCAGCACCGCCAUUAAAACGAGCGAAACAACUUUAAACAUCACCACCACCACUACUCUACCACUACUACUACUAUUACUACUACUACUAACUACUACCAGCGCUAUUAUAAAACUUUAAACACUACUAUUAUUACCGCUACUCUACUAUUAAUUGUAAAAGCGAGAGGAAAGGGACACUAUCGCAUACAGCUGUUACUAUUACACCGCCUAAUCACUAAUAACGUCGAUACACCAGUUACCGCGGAUCGGGGAGGAACGCUACUAUCGCUAACUACCACUACUAAUUAACUACUAAUUGCUUUACAACUAUGGUUACUACGGGAGAGAACGAUUGUUAAUGUAAAUAUUCUGCGCUAGAGUACGUCGACUGCGCGAAGGUGACGUCACCCUAAAUCGUCGUUCGAUCGUUCGCGUUGCAAGAUGCGACACCCGCUAAAUCUCAAACCGCAACUUUCUGUCGGAUAUAAAUUAAUUCGAGGGCAACCGAUACGUUAAUUUUGUAAAAAGGGGUUAAACUACGUUGGGAGUACUUCGUGUCGAUGUUUGGAACGCGAACGAUUUGCAAGAUGGCGUCGGUGAUUCGGCCCAAAACGUAUAUGAUAGUUAUUAUUACGCACACGGGCAGGGAGACGCGAGAACAAAUUCUAGAUCGAGCACACUAGGUCCGUUCGAUCGAGGAUCUCGAUCCCUCGGCGGUACGUUUUCGUCAAAUUAUUAUUCCCUUCCGAAAAAGGAGAAUUGGUUUUCGAACAAUUCAAAUUCAGGAACUUUUCUUAGUCGAGAGAAACGAAACUUUGCGCUGUUCAAUUUGAUUCGAUGGUAGCAGGGAGGGUGAAGAAAAAGACGGUCGAGGGAUCGAUGGAACGAUCGCUAUAGAUGCGUAAGGAAUUUUAAUACUUUCCUCGAUGCCAAUAUGGAUUGCAACGAGUCACCUCGUGUUCUAAUUUUUGUUAAACGGGGACACCGACGAUUACGCGUACUAAAUUCACGGGGAACUAUAACGAAACGAAACCAGGGUGGUUCGGGAUACGUACACGCUGCGAACGCUCUUUUCUCGCUGAUUUUAGUUCGUCGUUCGAGGCCCGAUAAUUACGAAUCGAGUGUUCCUUCGAGUGUGUUCAUUUAGAGGAAGAUCCUGGCACAGAGGAUACCAGCCACGGACAGUUUAGAACUAUAGUCUUCCUUAAAAAAAAAAGUAACAACGCUUUAAGAUUUAAAUAUAGUCGAUUAGAACUUCGGAUAGAGUAUAGCACGUCCAAGAAAAUUUGUCUCAUAAUACAAACAUAGAGUAUCGGAUACAUUUGCUUCCUACUCUGUGCCAGGAUUCCGGGCUGUAAAUAUACAAAUAACCACGAAACGAUCCGCAGAUCACGAAGCAAUACGCGAUUCGAAGUCGAGACGGAGUGAGUUGGCCGCUCAAGGUCGCCAGGGGGCUCUGCCCCACCACUCCGCUCCCCUUUGCUCCGCCCCCCGGAUCAGUCGCCCCGGACCUUGGCGGACGAAUCGUCUCCGUCCCGAUUACGGAACACAGCGGCUAUCGGCGUACGAUUCUAAAGAAUAGAAUAGUGUGCCAAUUAGGGUAGAAACGAUUGUAAAGUAGCUUUAGGUCUUCCCGAUGAAGGUGCAAGGUGCUUUUAGGAAAAAAAAAAUGAAGUAAUAUUACGGCGAUUCGAAUGAUCGCCGACUCGCGGUCACGUUCUCGAUUUGUCGCGCGACGGAGCUGUUUGCUCCCACCCUACCAGGUUUCCGCUCAAGGCGAAGUCCCGUUCGAAGCAACGUCGAACUCGCGUCGCGGUGUUUUUCCUCGGGGCAUCCACCGUAGCAUUUUGUAUAGCGUCUCGAGCUGCCUUGAACCGAAAGUGCAUUAAAAAAUCGCCCGCACCGCCUCUGGGCCGGGAACUACCGCGCGAAGGAGCCGCUUUCUAGCCUGACCUUCGCUAUUAAAAUUAAUCAAACGGUUCGUAGCAUUUAUAAACGUCUACUUGUUUAGAAACUCUCACGUUGAGCUUUACAUUGUAUUAAUAAUUGAGGUCCCCACUCAUUGAAAAGGGAUCGCUACCAGUGAAACAUUAGCAGUACGACGAUGGUCGAGUUGGUAAGACGACUGGUCAGUAAUUCGAAGGUUGUCGGUUCGUUCGAAUCCCCCCGGUUCCUCGCUUCUUCGCGUUUUUUCACGGUUCUAACAAUAAUAAUUCUCGUCUCGAUUUCUAAGGGCCCAAGGCGGUAAGAAAACGAUCCUCCACCGGCGAGCGGAAGUGCCCCGCAACCGGUGGCGGUGCGCGCGAGGACUUUUUCUACGUAAGAUAGAUUUUUCUCUAGUAGAGUCGGGGAGUGGUAAUGGCGAGGCAAGAGGACUCGUGAAUUAGCGAAUAAAAAGCCUGAUGAUCGGGCUCUCUCUCGAGGGUGAAAAACGACUCGAUAUAUCCCGGGCCACCCACGCUAAACGGGGCGAACGCGCAAAUCGCCUAACCGUCAGAUCUUUUUGCCCCUUCGAAGUACCCGCGAAAAUAUUCGGGGGCGGGAAAGAGGAGUACUUUUAGUAAAGUUCUGUAACCGAAUAGUUUGUGUAGACGGGGGGCGAGAAUCGAAGAAGCGUCGGUAAAACGUGCAAUUAAACGGGAAGUCGAGGAACGCUCGAAGUAUGAAAAAUUUUGCUAGAACCUAAGCGCUCGCCGGGAACUGAAGAUUUACACUGUAAACACGCACGCGCGUAGCCGACGAAACGAUUUAUUUAACGUAGGGGGUAUUAUAGCAAAGACGGUAAUUGUUUUCGUGUUUUUUCUUUCUAUUUCUGGGCGGGGAGAGUCGACGGUGAGUUAUUCUGUAACGAGCGAAAGAGACAAAUAUUGUUAAAGAAAAGAUUUCGUUUUAAGUGCAUGCUAAGCGCCUGGCUACCGGGUGUUAAAGUUACCGAAUCCGCGAUGCGUUCAGGGGGCAUUCUUAUCUGGAGACGUAGACUUUAGGCGAGGUUUAAAAGAAAGAAUUGUUAUAUAUAUCAUAGAGCAAGGAUUCGACAAUUUUGUUUUCCAUGCGUUUAGUCAUUUUUCAAGGCAAAUGGCUUCCAUAGCUAAAAACUAAAGAUAAUAGUAAAGGCGAUAAUAUAAAAAUUUGACUGCGUUAUCUAGAAACAUGACCAAACAUGUAUGCAAAGUUUCAGUACUAUUGAUUCAUAAUUAUAGAAGAUGCUUUAUACCAAAUAUCGCUAUAAAAACGACGGUUUCGGAUGAGAAUACCCCUGGGGGUACUCUGUCCUAGACACAGUUUCCUUCUUUGUGAUUUUCAUGUUAUUUAAACUAUUAUUUUAUAUUUCAAGCGUUUGUUCGUUAGAAAGGAUAUAACUAUGCCUGGAUCUAGAGAAAAAUCAAAAUGUUGAUACAUCAAAGAAUAGUAAAAGUCAAUAUUUUUUAAUAUCCCUAUUUUGGGCAACGAAGACACGUUUGCUGAAGAUUCCCUCCAAAUUUGAAGUCGAUCGGAAUACUAGAUCUUGAAAUAUCGUGCCGGUCAGUUGAAAAAAUGGGGUUUCGGAGAAAACUCGUUUAAAGAUUUUGCACCAAACGUAUUCAAACCUCUUCAACUUCGUUAUUUUUUGGGUUUAAAGUACAUUACUUUGUACACAGAUUUUCGAAGUUCUAGGCCAGAAUACCCCCUUAGGAGAACUCGGUACGAAUAUAGAGUGCACGCGAGGCGCAAGUUCAGCUACGAGAAUAACGAUAAUAAUAUAAAAAAAAAUCUAACGAUACCUAACUGAUAAUUGUAAAACGAGAGCGACUACGGCGAUAACAUAGUGCGAUUAUUAUUACUAUUAACUACGGCAAUACGAUGAUAUACAUAUAUUAUAAUGAAAUACAAUAUAUUUAUCGAAUAUUUAUUGAGCAAACGAAAUAGCACACUGUGUAGUAUGGUUGUACAAAGUAGGCGACGAGGCGAAAACGCGCGAGCGAUUUCUUUCUUUGUCUUUUUUUUUCGGUCAGACGAUGGCACGGGGGACUGCGGGGGUGUGCAAAGGGGGCGAUCGUUACUAAUUUGCAAGUCGAUGCUUUUGCAAAUAUCCAAUUUUCUCCCCUUAAUUUUCACAUUCAUUUCCUCUUUUCAAAAAUUCUUAUCGCCUUAACACUUUGACGGCCGCUGUCACGUAUACGUGACUUUGCGAGCUAGCAGACGUUGGCCACUGUCACGUGUGCGUGAUCUACCGUAUCAGUCACCAUUUCAUCGUACAUUCAACUUAUUACGUUUGUUGAGGUUACAUUAUAACAAUAUUCCCAGCAUCUUCGUGUAUCUCACUUUGGUCUACAAUAUCAGUGGUGACGGACAACGUCUUCGCGUGAUAGGUGCGGCCAUUAAAGUGUUAACAUUGCUGUUUAAUUUCCACGAACAUCCUUUUUCCUUUCAAGUUGAAAUUCUGAAUCGUGCAAUCGGUUCUUACGAAAUUUGCCGUGUUGUCGACACACCCCUGUGCACAAACCCCCGAAACGUGACUGGGCCGCGAUUAUGCGAAUACGAGAGAACGCAGGACACGGCGAAGAGCAGAAGCUGAGGACGCGAGCGUCGCGUCGCCCGCGUGGAGCGGCCCGGUGCUCGCGUGUAUUUUCGUCUCACGAUCCUUUUUUUUACGAUUGUGAACGAGGUUCAUGUUAUAUAUCAGGGAUUAGACUAAAUAGUAUAAUACGCUGCGACGGGAGGUGGCAAGAAAACAAAUAACAAGAGGAUAAUUAACGAACCGAGAGUGGUUGGCCUUUUUUGGGGUGAGGCGGGACGAGGGGAGGACCGUGACAAAGGUGGUGAUAGUGGUAACCGGAAAGGGACGAAACGCACGAUCGCGUCUCCGUAAAAAGACGGAUUGCUUUAUCCUCUCAACGAUUUGUUUGCCAAAUAUUACCGGUGAUAACUGUAAUUACCCACGGCCCGAACAGAGAAUAUUUAUCAGCGAUUUCUCGUAUCGUUUCCAGUUCCUCUUCUCCAUCGAUUACCAAAUAAUAAUCCAUCUCUAUCGAUGCCUUCGAUAAGGUUAUGGUUGUUCCCUUUCUACGGAGACGCGUGGCUUGUCUGAUCGUCGAGACUUAAUGCUUAAGAGAAACUUCUUGUGAUAAGCGUGGGGAGACCUCCGCCCGCGGUGUGGGGGCUGUAGAAAACCAAAAGAAAAAAAAGAAAAAACGAAAAAAAAAAAUAAACGAUACAAACGAAGAAGUUAAAAAGGGGAGAGAAACAAA